This is a messenger RNA of Aspergillus tanneri, 1716 nucleotides long. RefSeq names its product C2H2-type zinc finger protein (gene PZF1). NCBI's taxonomy places the organism in Eukaryota, Fungi, Ascomycota, Eurotiomycetes, Eurotiales, Aspergillaceae. Gene Ontology annotation, biological process: regulation of transcription by RNA polymerase II. The transcript is spliced from 2 exons. Gene Ontology annotation, cellular component: nucleus. Bases 1 to 1716 code for a protein of 571 amino acids. The record is from RefSeq and is a predicted model, not a curated record.
AUGGGCCAGAAAAGAAAGGCCUCCAAAGGCUGUCCACCGCCGAAAAAGGCCCUUAAGCAGGAGGCGUUGCAUGACAGUGAUCCAAUAUACGAAGAAAAUCAUUCAGAUAUCGAUUACGCUUCAUCGGAUGAAAGUGUCGUAACCACUGUUACCCUCCAUGAUACCCCAGCAACUCCGUUCUCGACAACCUCAGCCAAGUAUCCAUCCGAGCUGAAAACUCACCGCUGCCCCUUUGACGAUUGCUCCAAAGCGUUCAACCGUCCAGCACGACUCCAGGAGCACCUACGUUCACACAACAAUGAAAGGUUAUUUAAGUGUACCCAUGACGAUUGCGACAAGUCCUUUUUGCGAGCCUCCCAUUUGAAUCACCAUGUUAAAAGUGCCCACACCGGAAUCCGAGAGUAUGUUUGUGAUCGACCCGACUGUGGGAAGAGUUUCGUGACUGGUUCCCGACUGCGUCGACACUUGGCUGCUCACGAUGGAAGAGACAAGUAUCGUUGCACGGAACAUCCACCUUGCAAUGAAACCUUCCGAAAACACUCGACUCUUCAAAAGCAUAUCAUGACUGUCCACUUGAAGCAAAAGCCUUUCCAGUGCCAACAUUCCGAUCCGCACACCGGUCGGAAGUGUCCAAUGGCAUUCGACACCGCGGGCCAUCUCCGCGCUCACGAGAGUAGAGUUCACACCGAAAAACGGUUUACUUGUGCCGAGUGCUCCCAGCAUGCCGAGCAAGCAGAUCCGAUGUCCGCCUCGAACGUUCACCCGUCAACUAACUCGCUGACGGUAGCAUUUCCCACUUACGCUCUUCUACAGGCUCAUAUCAGAUCUGCACACCCACCGCAAUGCCCCAAUUGUUCUAUCACCUGUUCCACGUCUCGCGAACUUCGCCGCCAUCUUGAAGUAGCUCACGGCGAUGUAAGCCUUGAGGACCGCAAAAUAUUCCCCUGUGCGGUUCCUGGAUGUGACCGUAGUUUCACCAAAAAGGGAAACCUAACGGUUCAUGUCCGAACGGUGCACGAAGGCGAGAAGCGGUUCGUUUGUGGCGAGACCGACCUGUCGGCGUCGAAAAAGGUAACUGGGUGGAACGGCGACGGCUGUGGGAAACGGUACGGCAGCAAACUAGCUCUAGAGGAGCAUAUUCGCACAGCACAUCUCGGAUUCCAGAACGCCAAAGCGGAGCGUCGACAACGUUUGGGCCUGACUAAGGGACGACAAAAUACCCAAUCCACACCUUCUGGCCUGUCGGCGCUGGCCGCACUCACAGGCGAGGGAUAUGCCGAAGAGUCAGGUCGUCGUAUUGCCUGUUUUGUGGAGACCUGUCCACAUCGCUUCCACCGCGACUACGAUCUCUGGGUGCACAUGGGAAGUAAACAUGGGUAUUCGGAAGAUGAGAUCAGAGACAUGUUCAUGCAGCGGGCAUUACUUGCCGAUAAGGACGAAUUCAUCCCCGAUAGCAUGCCUGGGAUUUAUGGACUUGAGUUUGACCAUGAUGACCCUUCGCCUUACGAGCCGUACGCCCUAGAAGAGAUCCCGGAUAUCGGGACCCUGCCUAUGAAUGCUGCCAAUUCAUACGCAGGCUUCAACACGACAGAACUGGCCGAGAAACCAGACUAUAGCUCUGACAUAAUGAUGCAAGACCUUGAUUCCAAGAUACCCAGUUCCGAUGAUAUGGCGAUGGUUGAUCCUUCGUUGGCUUAUAAUAUGAUGGGUGCAUAG